AUGGCAGCCGACAAGACCGUCAAGCUAUCCGAGGCAGACCUCACUAAGGUUGCCACCGAAACCGCCGAGUCCUUCGUCGACAACUUCUACGCCGCCCUGCACAAUUCUCGCGCGACAGUGUCCACCUACUACUGCGCAGCCGAAAAAGACGAGGCCGACGCAAAGAGGAACCUUCCUUUCAUCUGCUGGAAUGGGGAAGCUUUCUUCAGCGGCGCAGAGUUCCAGAAAGAGUUCGACAAAAUGCCAUACUUCUUCCUUGAGGUGCAGAGCUUGAACGCCCACAUCUUGAACGAAUGCGUGGAUGGCGCAAAGAAGAGCACGAAGAAGGAGGCUGAGAGGAACGUGAGCAUCUCGGUGCAGGUCAGCGGUUAUGUACGGCUGUUUGAGCGUAAAGAUGGUCCCAUGCGAGGCUUUGCCGAUCACCUCGUGUUGGUGGCGAACAAGGACCUGGGUAAGUCUGGUGAAGGAAGGCAGUGGGUGAUUCAGACACAGAACUUCAGGUUCGUGGUGUGA
Fulvia fulva is the source of this 513-nucleotide messenger RNA. RefSeq lists its product as uncharacterized. NCBI's taxonomy places the organism in Eukaryota, Fungi, Ascomycota, Dothideomycetes, Mycosphaerellales, Mycosphaerellaceae. The record is from RefSeq and is a predicted model, not a curated record. Bases 1 to 513 code for a protein of 170 amino acids. The transcript is spliced from 2 exons.